This is a messenger RNA of Ilyonectria robusta, 3570 nucleotides long. RefSeq lists its product as uncharacterized. The transcript has 6 exons. Lineage: Eukaryota; Fungi; Ascomycota; Sordariomycetes; Hypocreales; Nectriaceae. Gene Ontology annotation, cellular component: ribosome; cytosolic large ribosomal subunit. Gene Ontology annotation, biological process: translation. The coding region runs from base 1 to 3570 and encodes 1189 amino acids. The record is from RefSeq and is a predicted model, not a curated record. Gene Ontology annotation, molecular function: RNA binding; structural constituent of ribosome.
AUGGAGGUCCAUGAGUACAACCCAGAGCGUCGGUUUGUCAUCUUGACGGGUCCACCCAGUUCGUCUGAUGGAGGUGAACAAGAGAAAAAUUCACCAGAGAAAAAGGCAGAUUCCAAGCCGCCACGAGAGGAGAGACGAGCGAAUGACAUCCCAUAUGAGACCAGCACCUCCCGGAGACACGAGCCCAUCUCGAAACCCGAAUCCACAUUGAGGCCCGGUUCGAGCGGCGGCAGGGAUAGCAGCAAGCCCCGCCUGGAGAAGCGCAAAAGCAGACAAGACCUCCCCAAACUAGAAACCGAAGUUGGAGAUGAUCACCUACCAGAGAAGUAUCGCAGUUAUCCUGCUGCACAAAAUAGCCGGCCUGACUAUCCUCCCGCUCGACCACCUCGACCACAGCCAGACCCGUCGCUAGCUCCCGAAGUCAUUAAACAUGGAGCAAGCGGGCGAGAACAGGCCUACCAUAGCUACGCUCAACCACAGAGCGCCAGUCGCCGGUCGCCUACUCAGCGAUCGUAUCCAAACCAGCCAGGAGAUCGACGGUUUGAAGAAAGUCAUACUCGCGCUUCUUCGGCCUCAUCCGCGACUAAGCGGGUAAGCCCAAAUCAGGACUCUGGAAAGCCAGCUCGUCCGCUAUCCAAUGAUAGGAUAGGCGACGCUCGCUAUCGCCCCGAAUAUGCACCGUCACCGGGCAACAGAAAGGAACGAUCUCCUGAAUAUGGAAGACCGGAACGCGAUGAGGCCGCACGGUCGUCAAAGUAUCCGCCUCGAGAAACCGAGAACCGCCGGGAAGCAGAGAAUCAAACUGAGAACCGUCGAGAAGCAGAGAAUCGACGUGAAACUGAGAAUCGACGGGAAACGAAGAGCCAGUCCGGUGACGACCAUCCCAAGGGUCCACGAGAGCUUCAGCAACGUCGGAGGAAAUCAGUUGUUGUUCAAGAGGGCCGCGAGUCUUUGCCGACUCUGGAGAAGGUUGAGGCACCCGGCGGUCCACGCCUGAGACCGAGAGGACCAACGAUGCCCUUGCCGAUCCCGGUGCUUUCUGCUGGGUCUCCAGAUGAUGUGCCUACGAAUACACGAGGUGCUUCAACCUUCCCGGUCUCGAAAGAAGAACAGAAGCCUUCGCUCCCAGAACGCCCAAAGACUCAACUCCCGUAUCCUGUCGACGAUGACGCUCCAUUAGACCCUUUUGGUAUUCGGAGACAUGAGUGGACAGGUCGACCGCAAUACGAUGGAGAGCCGUCCAUUUCUAUGCCAGAACUACCACUGCCAAUCCCGAUUGGUCCCGAAACGCCCAUUGAGGCCAUGUCGGCCUCUAUCACCCCAAGCGCUCGUGUCCCAGCAACAUCUCAAUCGUGGCAACCUCCAGCAUUCGAUCCUGGAAGGGAUGGUUUCCACCUUGAGAGGCCAGUUGGCUCUGUCCGACGGCACUCGGAGAACAUUGAUGCGCCUGGGGUUCCCCAAUUUCCCGAAUGCCGUCGUAAACAUCCCGUAGCGGGAAAGAUAGACUGGAUCACCUUGCCGAGGACAGAUUUCAACAUCUGCCCUGAUUGCUACGGGACUGUAUUCUCAAACACAGAAUUCCGAACCUUCUUCCAGCCAAUGCUUCGCCCCUCGGACCGACCUAUAUCUUGCGAUUUUGGGGUAUCACCGUGGUAUCGCAUUGCUUGGUUGCUGACUCUGAAGAAUAAUAAGCCGGACUUGCGACUCUUCCAUGAAGUCGCCAAUGUCGUUUCAACCACUCACAAUGUGCCUUGCCCAGGCGAUAGGACGACCUCACGAAAUUGGUCAACGAUAUGGAACCCAUCCACGCGACGACCGGUCUAUGACUUUACGAUUUGCACUCAGUGUGCCCGAAUCAUCCAGGCUUUGCUGCCUAACCUUUCCAGCAUAUUUAUCCCCUUGGACCACCGUGGGGAGCCUUCUCGGGGAACUUGUUCCAUGCGAUUCAAGGCCAAGCGAAAGCGAUUUGUCAUGUACUUUGACGCCAUGGAAACCACCUCAGACAUAGCACGCCAAGAGCAGGAGGAACCAGACAUCAUAGGUCUAGCCAACGAGCUAGAACAAAUGACAUCAAUCAGCGAGUGUCAUGAGGACACGCCGAUUGCCAACGGGCAUUGGCACAUUAUGCAAUUCCUACCACAACUUGCCGUCUGUGGCGAUUGCUUCGAAGAGGUGGUUCGCCCACGGCUCAAGGAUAACAAUGUCAUUGCUCGCAAUUUCUGCUCAAGCGCGCAGAGGCUUCCAGUGGCAACAUGCCAACUUUACUCUCCCCGCAUGCGGGACAUUUUCCAAAAAGCGUGUCGGUGGAAUGACCCCAAGUACCUGGAGGCAAAGGUUCUAGAACGGAUGGAACUUGAGGCCAUGAUACACGACAAGUUGGCCAAGUUAGACAAGUCAAGACACGAUGAUGACUGGGUGGAGGAGCAGGUGAAAUUUAUCGCGGGUCCCAAUCCAACCUCCCACUCCAUCACUAAUUUCGACGCCGCACGACGCUCGAGUCCCACCUUCAAAAUGGCUUCGCGACCUACCGUCUCUAUCAUCGGCAAAGAUGGUACUCCCACGGGAGCUACCCACCCCAUCCCCGCGGUCUUCACCAGCCCGAUCCGACCGGACAUCGUCCAGCAGGUUCACACCGGCAUGGCCAAGAACAAGCGUCAGCCCUACGCUGUGAGCGAGAAGGCUGGUCACCAGACCUCUGCCGAGUCCUGGGGAACUGGUCGUGCUGUCGCUCGUAUCCCCCGUGUCUCCGGUGGUGGUACUCACCGUGCUGGUCAGGCCGCCUUCGGUAACAUGUGCCGAUCCGGUCGCAUGUUCGCCCCUACCAAGAUCUGGCGCAAGUGGCACGUCAAGGUCAACCAGGGCCAGAAGCGAUACGCUGUCUGCUCCGCCCUGGCUGCCUCCGCUGCCGCUCCCCUCCUCCUCGCCCGUGGCCACCAGAUCGCCGCUGUCCCUGAGGUUCCCCUCGUUGUCGACUCCGCCGUCUUCGAGGCUGCUUCCAUCGCCAAGACUGCCGCCGCUCUCGGUCUCCUGAAGGCUGUUGGUGCCGGUGCUGAUGUCGAGAAGGCCAAGGGCACCAAGAAGCUCCGCGCCGGUAAGGGCAAGCUCCGUGGCCGCCGCCACCGCCAGCGCCGUGGCCCUCUCGUCAUCUACGAUGCCGAGACCGACGGCAAGGAGCUUGUCACCGCUUUCCGCAACAUCGCCGGCGUCGAGACCUCCCCCGUCACCUCCCUCAACCUCCUCCAGCUCGCCCCUGGUGGUCACCUCGGCCGAUUCAUCGUCUGGACCUCUGCUGCUUUCAAGGCCCUUGACGAGAUCUACGGCACCACCACCGAGCCCUCUGCCCACAAGCGCGACUUCCUCCUCCCGUCCAACGUUGUCUCGCAGGCCGAUCUGACCCGACUCAUCAACAGCUCUGAGAUCCAGGGCUCCCUUAACGCCCCCAAGGGUGAUGCCGUGACCCGACGUGCCGCUGUUCAGAAGAAGAACCCUCUGAAGAACAAGCAGGUCAUGCUGCGCCUGAACCCCUAUGCUUCUGUCUUCGUCCAGGAGUCACAGAAGAAGCAGGAUUAA